AUGCACAACGCCAUGGGGACUACUCCAUUUGGGGUCGUUGAGACGCCGAUAGAUGCCGUGCCUGCUGUGGGAGGUCUUUAUGUCAGCAACAACACCAGUGUGAAGUCUUCUGGGGCUUCCAUUCCCUCCGUAGGACUCAACGGACUGCAUUCGAAGGUUCUCUUCCGUGUUGCCACCGCGUUGCUGUUGCCAAUUAUUUUGGCAGUUUCUUUUUGCGUACUCCAGAGGGCGAGAGCGCCGCCGCCGGCUCCAAUGCUGCGCCGCCUCGCUAGCAUUGACGGAGAAAGCACGGAUUCUCAAAAGGGAAGCGAUACUGAAGAGCUUUGCGAAGAGUUGUGGGCAUCGUGGAGCCCCCUUCGAACAGAUUGGGACCAGGCCUCGCCACCAUCCCCUUCCAUCUCAGAAGAAGGACUUGGUGAAGCGCGUUCUGCUCUAAAAAGACGAAAUACCAGUAGUUCCCAACUUGAAGAAGGGGUGGGUGGAGUAAAGAUCGCUCGUCAAGAAAAGUUUCCGAUGGAUUUGGCGGUGGGUCUGGUGGCAGGGAAUGGCUUUGAAUCACCGGAGAUGUUGCAGCCAAGACCAUCAACUAGUUGUCACGUUAGUUCUGCUCAGGAAGGCCUGCAGUUAACGGGAGUUCAGAACAAUGCUCCUACAACUGCCCAGCCUGGAACUGCCUCACACAGCACACAUCCUGCACUGUCACCAGACGGGCAGACCAUGAGCGGUAUUAUUCAGUGGAUGGACGAGCUCCUACAAGAAUAUGGAGAGGAGCUUGAGGAGCUGCACGGUGCUUCGCGUCAACUUGUGAAAUUAACAGAACCGGCACCCAGCAUCGCGGCGCAGCAGUUUGACAUCGCUGGGACUGCCCAGCCAGUAGCUAACACCGUGGCAGGCCACCAGGCCAAAGGAGGCAUAGACUGGUCAAACGAGGGUCAUGGCAAUCACCCAUUACCCAGCCAAGGCUGGGCUUCUGUUGCUUCUGAGCAGUUGCCAUUCUUCGCACCGCAGGGCAAUUCCAUGCUCCUCCUUGAUCUCCCUGUUCAGGCUGUACAUACAACCCGCGAAUUUACGGAUGGCCAGCAACAAUCUGGAGGCCAAAUUCUCCCAGGCGAACUUCCAGGCGCCUUACUACCCACUUAUGGAAGUGGUGGCCAGCAGAUAGAUCUCCAGACCAUUCAGCAGCCACAGCAGGCGUGCUCAUCUCAUUUCACUGGAGGCCCCUUUAAAUCAUACACUAUCGCGUUGCCUUCGUAUACGAUCUCUUCUGUAGACCCAAUCGCGCAGCCUGCUCAACAUUGGGGGCCACAGGAGUUCGAGCCGCAGCUAUCAACACAGCUCGGGGGCUCCGCUAUACGUUUCAUCCCUUCGAGUGGGCGUCAUGACUCUUCUCUCUCGACUAGCCUCUUAGCCCACGAGCAAGCGUCAGCCGUGAGCGUGAUCGGUUCCCCGAAACCGCCGCCGAAACGGACUGCUGCUAAGCGAUCAGUCCCCAAGCGUACACAGGAAACUCCACCGCCAGAACCAGGCCGCGGUGGAAAAACAGACUACCAUAAUCAAAAAACAGACUAUCAUAAUCACCUGUUUUAUCGGCUGCCGAAGCCCGAUUACGUGUGGUCUGCUUGUGAAGUUUUGGGGACCCUUAUGAAUAUGCACUUGUGGUGGGACGCCUACAUGGAUGAACUUUUGACUGUUCCGGAGAUGAUGAUAAGCCGCCCAGAAAAAUCACGGGACCAUGUGGCUCUUGCGGAACGGCUCCUUACCGCCUUGAAAGUGUAUGGAACAGGAAGACGUCCUUGUGCCCGUGAAAUUGUUGAGUUGAAGCAAGAGCUCCUGUGCAAAGAAACCAGCCCUAGAAGGUUCAGGUCUCGUCUGUGGGACCCGUGGAGACACGACAACAUGCGCUCGCUAGGAAGCUCUUGGUCGGACUCACAUUGA
Eimeria acervulina is the source of this 1935-nucleotide messenger RNA. RefSeq lists its product as hypothetical. The record is from RefSeq and is a predicted model, not a curated record. The transcript has 5 exons. Bases 1 to 1935 code for a protein of 644 amino acids. Lineage: Eukaryota; Apicomplexa; Conoidasida; Eucoccidiorida; Eimeriidae.